UAAGGGUCAUUGUUUACAUCCAUCCAUACAUGCCAUUUCUGUCUGGCAGAGCUGUAGAAGACUAAUGAUCAUCUAACUUCAGGUUCUUUUUCCAUUUCAGCUUGACUGGCAUAGACUUGAAGCUUCAGCACCUGUUCUGCAGAGAAGACCACAUCAAAGGGGAAACCUUGUGGAUUUUGGCUACCAAAAAAAAAAAAAUCAUUCCUGUUUACAUCUUCCAAACCAGCUGCCAUCAUUUCUCCCCCAACAGCCAUGUACAGUUCCAGCUACUCCAGGGCCAAGUUUGGCCUGGAGGGAAAGGAGCCUCUUCACAGGCCCAAAGGGAAGAGUUGCGGCUACUACAUGAGGAUCGUCUUCUUCUUUUCCUCUCUGAUCCAGUCCCUCAUCAUCGUCAGCUUGGUGCUCUUCCUCAUCUAUGGACAGCCCGAGAAGUCUGCAGAGGAGAAGAGAGUGAAGGAGCUGGGGCUGAACUUCAACAAGCUGAGUGAGAACAACAUCCAGCUGAGGAAAGAGAAAGGGGAGCUGGGAGCUCAACUGGCAGCUCGCACAGCUGAGAAAGGUGCUCUGGAAAAAGAGAUUGAGAAGUUGAAGACUGAUGCCAACAGCACAGAGUUCGGCUUAAAAAUUAAAUUAGCUAACUGUGAGAGGACGACUGCAACUACACGUAGCAUGAUGAUGCGGUGUUCCAACCCUCCGAUACAGCCUCCUGUCAUUGUCACUUCAGGCGGUGAAUUAAAGACCUUGAAGAGCCUCAAUGCCCAGCAGAGCGCCAUGAUAAACCUCAUUGAGGCAAACUUCACCCAGAUGGUUCAGUAUCUGAACCAGGAGAGAGACAACGCCCUCAAGGACCGAGACACAUAUCACCAGGAUACCAUCACCCUGCGCAGGGAUAACGCCAUGCUGAAAGAACAGCUCACCACCUACUCCAGGAAAUGCAAAGAGGACUUUGCUCAUUCACUGGACGGCAUCCAAACGGUGACCAGUGAUUUCCUGAACAAGAUCAAUAACCUGUUUCCCCAUCAGCUGACCUUUCACCUCACUUGUGAGCGCCAGCAGGAGCAAAUGGAGAAGAUAAGAAACAGCUGCACUAAUCUGUCCAGAGACGUGGAGAAUAAGUUUCAGAUGUACUUAGACAACGUGGGCAACAAGGUUGCAGAGAUCCAAGGCCUGUCAAGUCGUCUGGUGGUGCAAAACUCACACAUGGCCACCGAGCUGAAGCAGUGUCAGCUCAGUCGCAGUGAGACACUCGCCGAUACCGCAAACCAGCUGCAGCUCAAGCAAAAGAAUCAUGAUGACCAGAUGGAGAAAUUACUGAUAGAGCAGAAUCGAAUGAGAGACCAGAAGAAACUGCAAGAGGACAGUUUGGCACUGAAAGAGAGCGAGCUGAAGACUCUGAAAGAGAUGGUCUCUGCUCAGCCCAAUUGCAAGUUGGGUCUCCCAAAAGCUCUUGGCUUUGAGGUGGGCUCACAGCCGAACAGACAAACUGUCCCCAACUGGUCUCCUAUUGGAGCACCUGUUCUCAGAAAAACUCCAACGGUGAGAUAAAAUGAACCACACAGAUGGUUUCAUUCAUUCAAAGCACCGGUAUUAUGCCAGAGCGAUCAACGUUCUGCCUUUAAGGAAUUAAAGGACAUGUAAAUAAUUCUGGACAUACUUCACCAAACACAUCCUGUAAAUAUUUUCACUCCACAUUAAUGACAUAUCUUGUGCUUUUGCUCUGUGCAUGCCUCAUGUGGCUCCACUCUGAGAAAAUUUUUGUUUUUUUUGUUUAAAUAUUUGCUGUGAAAAUGUAAAAAUGUUAAUGACACUGCUGUAAAUAUGUUUUUUCUGUAAGUUACUCACUGUGGUUUGUGUGG
This is a messenger RNA of Scomber scombrus (Atlantic mackerel), 1856 nucleotides long. RefSeq names its product plasmalemma vesicle associated protein b (gene plvapb). Gene Ontology annotation, cellular component: caveola. The transcript has 9 exons. Gene Ontology annotation, biological process: regulation of vascular permeability; positive regulation of cellular extravasation. NCBI's taxonomy places the organism in Eukaryota, Metazoa, Chordata, Actinopteri, Scombriformes, Scombridae. Bases 253 to 1545 code for a protein of 430 amino acids. The record is from RefSeq and is a predicted model, not a curated record.